AUAUAUAUAUAUAUAUAUAUAUAGUUGUAACGCUCGCGAUUUACUUCGUCUUAUGUUAUAACGGUUGGGUUUCCACCUACACGUAUGGGACGUUGAUUUACCUUAAACGAUUAUCUACACUAGACCCCUCCCAGUGUCUAAUCUACAGGACGUCAACACAACUAAGAUCAAGAACAUGUAAUUGACCUGACCACAACGUAAAUAUAUUUGCACACUAAAACCCAUCACAAUCCACAACAAUGAACAAACAAUAGUAAGUGUGUUCCAAUGAUAAGAAUAAAGGAAUAUAUAACUCAUCUGACACAUGUCAGACUAAGCAGACAACCAAUCAUGAUCACCCUCGACCACACAUCACCUCCCUCGCGAAGUUUGGUCGUAUGACUUCACUUUUGGGUCUAUUUGAAAAGAUCUCUUUUGUUUUCAUUCCCUUGAUGAUCUUCGUCUAGCUUCUGAUUUCAGCUCAUUUUUUCUCAUUUCAACUUGUAGUGGGGGUUGGAUAUUAAAUAUAUCACAUAAUACUUCCAUUGGUAAAACUUUAGGUUAAGAUGACUCAUAAACAUUUUUUCUGUCUCGCAGUUGAUUGAUGUGUCUAAUAAUUAGUGUAUUUUCGACCAUCACUUUAUACAGUACGGUCCUACGUCUUUUUUUAAUACAUCUAAAUAUCCAUCGUGGCUUGCCAGGCCGGAAAUCACAUGGGUAGACUGAGUCAUCUGCUUUAAAUUCUCGAGUCUUCGGGCCAUUCCCUUCCUUAUUUUUUUAUAGUCAAUCAUUCUGUCUUUCGGGUUCAAAACAUUAAAAAAAUGUUCUAAUUGGUCAUUUUUUUAAUGUUUUGAACCCGAAAGACAGAAUGAUUGACUAUAAAAAAAUAAGGAAGGGAAUGGCCCGAAGACUCGAGAAUUUAAAGCAGAUUUAGUUUUCAGUUUCAAAUUUUCCAUAAACUUGCGUUUAAAUGUAUUUUGUAUAUAUUGGUUUGACAUCGCAAAAGUUAGACUUCAGAAUUUGAGUAUAUGGAAGAGAAAAGCAAUUCAAGUGUUUUCGUGGCCUCCUUAUCAAAAGAUGUAAAGAGUUGGAAAUAUCGUAACAACCAUUCCAAGUUUAUCACCUCAACUCCAAUUAAUUGUCAAAAUCAUCGGAAUAUUUCAUCCGUAAAACAGGAAUCGAGGAUCUCGUUUUCAAUAAAUGAACGCCUAACAAAUUUAUUAAAUAAAAUUCUUCCUUUAAAAAAGAAAUGGAGCACAAAUUUCCAUCAGUCAUGUAUUGUUUUCACAAAUCUAGCUUCAAAUAUUUGUAAAAUCCUAUCAGGUUCAUCAUCCUUUGAGAAUCGUGAUGAUUUUGUCACUUAUGGAUUGUGUAAUCUAUAUUUAAGUGAUAAUUUAGAACAAAUGACAAAACUUCGUGAUGGUCAAAUUUUGGAAACCUAUUAUGAUAAACUAAAUGAAUGUAUAAAAAAUAUGGAAGAUUGUGGCGUACAGCUAAUUUCUGUGCUAGAUCAAUUGAAUGCUUUGAGAAAUCUAAGUCAAAAUGAAUCAAUUUACCAGCAGUAUGCCACAUGCCAGUCGACAUUAGACUCAUCCGUCAAGAUAAGAAGUUGUUCUACACUAGAUGGUAACAGUUUGUCUACUUUAAAUUCUACUCGCUCAUAUCCAUCAACAUCAUUAAAACAACAAACACAACAACGAAACUUAAGUGGAACUUACUUAUACGAAGUAUUGAACAUUGAAAUAAAUGGACUAAUCAAUCAAAUUGAACGUGAUUCAAGCAUUCGAAAAUAUUUGGUGAAAAUUAUAUUACCUAGCACUUCACAUUACUUUCAAGCGAAUACUACUGUUCAGGAUUAUGAUAAUGUUGUCCUAUUAAAAUUUGUGUCCAUUUGGCGUCAUUUUGGACAAUAUGUUUCAUGGUUUACUGUUAUAUCAAUGUCUGAGCAUAUUUUGAAAACUCUCAAAAAUACAGACUGA
Schistosoma mattheei is the source of this 1958-nucleotide messenger RNA. NCBI's taxonomy places the organism in Eukaryota, Metazoa, Platyhelminthes, Trematoda, Strigeidida, Schistosomatidae. The record is from the annotation of a GenBank genome assembly.